UUGAGGUUAGUGCUUUCGUGCCAUUUUCUUCGGGUUUUUAAUUUCUAUUUAAGGCCUAAAAGUAUAAGGGCAUCUAUUACUUUUUGGAAAUCGCAACCUGCUCCAUUAUCUUCGGUCGUAAAGAAAUACUUCAGGUUAGUCCAAUGCAAGGAUGAGACUUGCCUUAGUAAAAGAGCUGAUCACUUGAGAGCGGAGUAUUCGGUUGACACCAAGUCUUCUCUUGCUCUUUCAGACGUAUGGUCCCUUAUUAAACCUCAUUUUGGCUGGUUCCUGGCUGCUAUCAUUAGCGCUGCACUUGUUGCAGUGGUUAAUAUACAACUUCCAUUAUUUCUGGGAGAAUUAGUCGACAAGAUGGUUCAAAUCAUAAAAGAUCAGUCAAAAGGUGUUGCCAGCAACUUGAACAUAGUUAAACCGGAGGCAGUCAAACUUCUCUUGUGUUAUACUACCCAGGCUUUACUUACCUUUUGCUACAUAACUUUCCUAACAAUUCUUGGUGAACGUAUGGCUUCUGAUUUACGCGUUAAAUUGUUUAGUCAAUUGGUAUUGAUGGACAUGUCUUUUUACGACUCUCAGAAAACGGCUGACUUGUCAAAUAGACUGAAUGUUGAUGUAGAAGAAUUCAAAAGCUGUUUCAAACUUGUUAUUGCCCAAGGUCUAAAGACAGUGGCUCAGGUAACUGGCUGCUUUUUAAUCAUUAUUCGUAUUUCUCCCAAAUUGACUCUCUAUACUGUCGCAGUUAUUCCACUGGUUAUUGGUAUCGGUACAUUGUUUGGAGCACUAUUACGAAAUUUAAGCAGAAGAGCGCAAGCACAAUUUUCUGCGGCGUCUUGUGUCGCCGAUGAAGCAUUUGGAAAUAUUCGUACAGUUAGAGCAUGUGCUAUGGAACAACAAGAGUCGAGAUUAUUCGAAAGAGAAGUGCGAAAGGCUUGUUCCAUGCAGGAAAUUUUAGGGAUGGGAAUAGGCUUGUUCCAAGCCGCUUCGAACUUUUUCUUAAAUGGAAUUGUUUUGUCAGUUCUCUAUGGAGGAUCUAUUUUCAUAAAUUCAGGCGAAAUUACACCUGGCCAAUUGAUGUCAUUUCUGGUAACAGCGCAGACCAUCCAAAGAUCAAUGAGUCAAUUUUCGAUAUUGUUUGGUACAGUAAUAAAGGGUUGGACGGCUGGCGCUCGAGCGUUUCAGUUUGCGAAUCUGCAGCCUACUAUACGAAAUGACGAUGGUGUUUGUAUUCCUUAUAACACUCUUUUUGGUGAAGUUCGUUUUGAAGAUGUCGAAUUUGCAUACCCUACGCGACCUGAACAUCAAGUAUUUGAGAGACUAAACCUUACCAUUCCAGCAGGACAAGUUGUUGCAUUAUGUGGACCUAGCGGAGAAGGGAAGAGUACAAUCACUUCAUUACUAGAGCGAUUCUAUGAACCGUUUUCCGGCCGAGUUCUUUUGGACGACCGUGACCUUAGGACACUCAAUUUGGAAUGGUUACGCGGUCAGGUUAUUGGACUUAUUUCUCAAGAGCCUGUUCUGUUCGCCACCACUAUUGAAGAGAAUAUUCGGUACGGUAGGCCGGGUGCUACACACAGUGAAGUGAUGCAAGCAGCUGAGCUUGCUAAUGCUCACGAGUUUAUCACCGCAUUUCCUGACGGGUAUAACACCGUUGUUGGGGAACGUGGGGUCCAACUUUCUGGUGGUCAGAAGCAGCGGAUAGCGAUUGCACGAGCCCUACUAAAAGAUCCCCCUAUUCUGGUUCUUGACGAAGCAACGAGCGCUCUGGAUUCAGAGAGUGAAAACUUGGUACGUGAAGCUUUAGAUCGAGCUAUGAGAGGCAGAACUGUUAUUAUAAUUGCUCAUCGAUUAAGUACUAUACGAAAUGCUGAUCUUAUUUGUGUUGUUAAAAACAAAAAGAUAUGCGAGCAAGGUUCGCACGAUGAUUUAAUAAAAAGAAAAGGUGUAUACUAUAAUCUGAUAAAAUCGCAAUCCAAUGCCACUUUGUAG
Molecule: messenger RNA, 1983 nt
Organism: Angiostrongylus costaricensis
Lineage: Eukaryota; Metazoa; Nematoda; Chromadorea; Rhabditida; Metastrongylidae
Source: the annotation of a GenBank genome assembly